Echinostoma caproni is the source of this 285-nucleotide messenger RNA. The record is from the annotation of a GenBank genome assembly. NCBI's taxonomy places the organism in Eukaryota, Metazoa, Platyhelminthes, Trematoda, Plagiorchiida, Echinostomatidae.
AAAAAUUAUCUGCAUGACGCAUUGAAUGCUCUCGAUGGACUUUUGGGCCUUCGAGUGCAUGUGAAUAUCGCCCGUUUUACAUUACGCAAGUUGCAUCAACAACCGGAGGAAACGGUUGAUGAUUUCAUUUUACGUAUUCAGCUAGCCAUUCCAGAUUGCCGUUGUCAAGAGGUGCCACCAUCCAAGUUCGAAGAAGUCAUGGCAACCCAGUGCUUAUUGGCAGGAGUCUUGGAAGAUAAAGCUCGUGAACGACUACUAUCAACGGAUGACGGUGCACUCAGUUAG